Molecule: messenger RNA, 783 nt
Organism: Priceomyces carsonii
Lineage: Eukaryota; Fungi; Ascomycota; Pichiomycetes; Serinales; Debaryomycetaceae
Gene: RPS21
Product: 40S ribosomal protein uS5
Exons: 1
Coding region: 1-783 (260 amino acids)
Biological process (GO): translation
Cellular component (GO): cytosolic small ribosomal subunit; ribosome
Molecular function (GO): structural constituent of ribosome; RNA binding
Source: RefSeq, a predicted model, not a curated record
AUGUCCGCUCCAGCACCAGCUCAAGCACCAGCUCAAGAAGGUAACAGAAACUUUGGUCGUUUCAACAACAGAAGAGGCGGCAGAAGAGGUGGCAGAAGAGGUGACAACGAAGAAAAAGGUUGGACUCCAGUUACCAAGUUAGGUAGAUUGGUGAAGGCCGGUAAGAUCACUUCUAUUGAGGAGAUUUACUUGCACUCUUUACCUGUCAAGGAAUUCCAAAUCAUCGAUUUGUUAUUACCUGAAUUAAAGGAUGAGGUUAUGAAGAUUAGAUCCGUCCAGAAGCAAACCAGAGCUGGUCAAAGAACUAGAAUGAAGGCUGUUGUUGUCAUUGGUGACUCUAACGGACACAUUGGUUUAGGUAUCAAGACAGCUAAGGAGGUUGCUUCUGCUAUCAAGGCCGCUAUCGUCAUUGCUAAGUUAUCUAUCAUUCCAAUUAGAAGAGGUUACUGGGGUUCAAACUUGGGUGCUCCCCACUCUUUACCAGCUAAGGUUACUGGUAAAUGUGGUUCUGUUCUCGUUAGAUUGAUUCCUGCUCCAAGAGGUAAAGGUAUUGUUGCAUCUCCAGCUGUUAAGAAGUUGAUGCAGUUAGCCGGUGUCGAAGAUGUCUAUACCUCUUCUUCAGGUUCCACCAGAACUACUGAGAACACAUUGAAGGCCGCUUUCGCUGCUAUUGGUAACACCUAUGCUUUCUUAACCCCUAACUUGUGGGAAGAAACUCCUUUGGCACCAUCACCUUUAGAGGUUUAUGCUGAAGAAGCUUCCGCUGGUAAGAGAAGAUAUUAG